Messenger RNA from Saprolegnia parasitica CBS 223.65, 1110 nucleotides. RefSeq lists its product as hypothetical. NCBI's taxonomy places the organism in Eukaryota, Oomycota, Saprolegniomycetes, Saprolegniales, Saprolegniaceae. The coding region runs from base 38 to 1099 and encodes 353 amino acids. The transcript has a single exon. The record is from RefSeq and is a predicted model, not a curated record. Gene Ontology annotation, molecular function: protein binding.
CGGUGGGCCGGUAUCGGUGGAAACGAUCGAGACGAGCAUGUCCCGUCCUCUGGUCAUCCCGCGCUUCGCCGUGAGCGCGCAUCUCCAGCUGCCGAACGAAGAAUCACCGGCGGUCGCUACGCCAAGCAGCGCAGCGCCCGAGGCCGAGCUAUCGACCCCUAUGCUGCCGGCCGACGCACCCGACGACGGCGACGAGACGCUCGAGAUGCUCAAGACCUUGCGCCAGGACUACGCCACGUCCAAGUUGCACAUUCGCGCGCAACAGAAAAAGCUCGCGGACCUCCAGCGUUCGCAGCACUUGGCGCUCGAGGCCAUGACAUCGCAUUUUGCCAUGGUCACGCGGCAGCUCGAUGCGCAGCGCAACGAGCUGGACAAGCAGUUUGUCCGCAUCAGCCAGCGCCAAACGGCCCUCGACGCUCUUUUAUCCCGGAGGCAGCCACUUGCGGCGAAGCGUGCGGCGCCGGCGCAGAAGCGCAAACUCUUUCAUCACAAGCGCAUCAAGGCCGAGGAGGCGACGAUCGUGCUGCCCGUGCACGAGAGUCCACACGUGGCACACACGGACGUGACGUGGGACCUCGGGCGCUGCGGUCCGCUGAGCAUGAUCCGCAACCACCGGCGCACCGUCACCAUGACGGCGGCCGGUUGGAACGUCGUCAUUGGCGCGUCCGUCACGAGGCGCUUCUCGGUGCUUGUGACACUGCCAAAAAACAAGCACCACAACACGGUGGCCAUCGGGCUCACGCACGAGCCCGACUUUUGGCAAGACCCGAUCACGAACACGGCGCCCGUCUUCUUCUUCAACCACACGGGGUGGUACCUCAACGUGCGGAAAGGGUCGCUCUGCUCGCGCGACCACGACGACGCACCGUUUGCGUCCAAAAUCAAGUCGGGCGACGUAAUCACGUGCGUUUGGGACGCGGACGCGGGCUCGAUCCGGUUCCUCCGCAACGAGCUGGACCUUGGCGUGGCGUUCGAGGGCAUCUUUGGCUCGCACGACUGGCAGCUGUACCCCGCGCUCAUCUCGUACGACAAGAACAUCGAGGUGACGCUCCUCCACCCGACGACCGACGGCACGACGUCGCUGCCAUCGGCCUUGUAAAACCAACCUUG